GCCCACUGCUCUGCUCUGUCUCAGCAUAAGUCAAGAUGAGCUACGGAUCUGAAGCCUUUUCUUCCUCCUCUUACCGGAGGAUUUUCGGGGAGUCUCCCCGUUAUGCGUCCUCUCCAUCGCGCUCAGCGACGAGCGCGUCCUCACGAGGAGGAGGCUACCGGUCCUCCUCCUCUGUGUCCAGGAGCAACAUCUCAUCCGUGGGCUCGUACAAUAGAAAGUCCGGCCGCACCUUCUCAUCUAUGCCACUGGAAACCUUCGACUUGACCCAGAGCAGCGUCCUCAACAAUGAGUUCAAAAUCGUCCGCACCAACGAAAAGGAGCAAAUGCAGGGUCUUAACGACCGCUUUGCAAUGUUCAUCGAGAAAGUGCGCAACUUGGAGCAACACAACAAAGUGCUGGAGACGGAGCUGGUUGCGCUGCGCCAGAAGCAGACCGAGCCAUCCCGUCUGGCCGAGCUUUACCAGCAAGAAAUACGCGAGCUGCGCUCCCAGCUGGAAGAGCUGACCGGAGAGAAGUCUCAGCUCCUGAUCGAGAGGGACAACAUUGAAGAUGACCUGCAGAAAAUCAGGGGCAAAUACGAAGAUGAGUUCCGUGCGCGUGAGGAUGCGGAGGCCGCCCUCAAGGCUUUCAAGAAAGACGUGGAUGAUGCCACCAUGGUGCGUCUGGACCUGGAAAAGAAGGUGGAAUCUCUCCUGGAUGAGAUCAACUUCCUCAGGAAGGUGCACGAGGAGGAGGUGGCCGAGUUGAUGGACAUGAUCCAGGCUGCCCAGGUGUCCGUGGAGAUGGAGGUGGCCAAGCCGGACCUCACCUCCGCCCUCAAGGAGAUCCGUGGCCAGUACGAGUCCAUGGCGUCCAAGAACCUGCAGUCCGCCGAGGAGUGGUACAAGACCAAGUUUGCGGACCUGUCCGAGCAGGCCACCCGGAGUAACGACGCCAUCCGCGCCGGCAGGGAAGAAGUGAACGAGUUCAGGAGGCAGCUGCAGUCCAGGACCAUCGAGAUCGAGAGUCUGAGAGGAACCAACGAGUCUUUGGAAAAGCAGCUCCGGGAGAUGGAGGACAGGCACAAUGGGGAGAUUGGAAACUACCAGGAAAGCAUGGCAGAGCUGGAGAAUGAACUGAGGACCACUAAGAAUGAGAUGGCUCGUCACCUGAGGGAGUACCAGGAUCUGCUGAAUGUUAAGAUGGCACUGGAUAUUGAAAUUGCAGCCUACAGGAAACUCCUGGAAGGGGAGGAGACCCGCAUCGGGUCAGGCAUGUCCUACUCCAGCCCCUCCAUAACUGCUGGCAUCGGGCAAGGCUACGGCUACCAAACCCGCAUUUACAGCAGCUCCAGCAAGAGCUCCAAGAAGGAGGGGAAGGAUGACGACCAGCAAAAGCAGCAGAGCAAAUCUGGGGGCAAGGUCUCCCAGCACGAGGUCUACGAGGAGACAGUGGUCACCACCAAGAAGGUGGAGAAGCAGCAGGACCCCAGUGAUACUGCCGCCGGUCAGAAAAACUAACAAGCCUAUACUGUAAGCUGUUGUUCUUCAACCCCAAAGCCUCCCUUUAUCCUACAAUGUCUCACCAGCCUAAAACAAACCUUUAGCUUGACCACCUGUGGCAGUAGACGAUAGAUAGCCUUGCUUUGCUGUCUUAUUCUAAGCAUGGCAAGAUUGGAAAGUUUCUGACAUCUGAAAUUGUGCUUAACAAUUUGCCGUUAUAUCGAUUUGCUAUUUUUUCUGCCAGGUAUUGCGAUUUGACUCGAGAUAUUUACUGUGCAGUCCAGUUAAAACAUGAGGACCUGUCACAAGACAAUGUCAACAGGACAGGCCUCUAGGGGUGAAGUUGCAUUUUGCAACCACCUGAGUCACAUGGCACACUCUGUGGAAGAGAAAGUUUUAAAUUUUCAGCUGAUAAUGAACACAAUUUGAACCGUGUAUUCAAAUCCACUUGAUGGUCGAAUCAUUCAGCCCUAAUUUGAAGCAGAGUGUCAGGUUUAUAGGUUUGUUUUACGCUGGCUUGUUCUUCCUCAUACCUCCCUUUCACGCGUGUUCCCUAAUGGAAAAUCCAUUAUAACUCUUCUAUAGCCAUCACUCUAUACAACAUCACAGUACAUCCGUCUACAUCUAUUCUUCUGUACCACAGACUCAACACCAAACAAUAGCAAGUUGCACUUAUAGGUAGCAGUAACGAAACGUAAUACCAACACACAACUGAUAUAUAUAUGAAAAAAACAAAAACCUCUGGUCAUCAUGCACCGUUAGCACAAACUGUGAGAUGAACACAUUCCUCUGUGUUACUGUGUGUGUGUGUGUGUGUGUGUGCGCACAAAAGCUUCAGAACACAUCAGCUGGUCAUAUUGACCGACCACACUGCGACAUCCACUCACAUGUACGGUACAAAGCAAAACUGUGAGUAAGCACACGUUCUACAAUUACCUGUGGAAGUAAAUUGUAUCCGUAGCUUUUUACCUGAGCCAAUAUUCCAGUUCUCCUCUCCAGAAAGAAUGUAGUUUCUAGACAGAAACGUGUCCGAUUGUGUCUCUUCCUGCGACGCCGGUGUAAAAGAGGACAAGCACAGAGCAAAUUUCUGAUUAAAUGCUUUUUAAAUGACACAAUGACAUGACGAAAAAGUUGCAUGGUGUAUGUAGAUCGUCAUUGCUUGCAUGGAAUCCAUCAGCCCCUUGUUCAGGUUGGUCAGUUCCUUUACGCUAUCGACCUGAGAAUCAUCGUGUGCGCUCAUUAGUGACUGUAAAAUAUCUAGUAAGGGCGAUUGGCUUGGAAGGAGGAUUUCUCUUGAUGCAGUCUAGUCAAUUUCAGGCCAAGAUGGAAGUUGUGCUCUAUAGCACAAAAUGCAUGAGAUAUUCUAUAUGCUCAUUUAUACCAUUUUCAACGUGUUACAGAUGAUGCUUGAGACACAUUUACAUUUACGCCCUGGAAUCCAUACCACCGUAUCACUCAACCCGAAGGAAAUCCAUGCCAACAAGGCUCCCAGCGAUACAGCCCCGUGUUCAGUGAGAAUGUGCUGGACCUCAGUGUGUUUGAAAGAGCUCGACCUCGACCUGUUUUGAGCUGUGGCCAUGACUGGAUAAAACGCCUGUUGUAGUUCGACCUCACCAGUAGAAAAAUGACUUGUUUUUCUGCCCGUGUGCACUGCCUAACACUAACACAUAGCCUAUAUGUUAUUCUCCUGCGGUUGAUUAUGGCGAGCCGUACCACGACUCGCUGCACGAUAUCCCAGACUCGGUUCCUGCGGUUCUCCUCGAGGCUUGUGAGCGUAUCUUAGUACUGUAGUAAGUGUGUUUGUAUCGUGGCCUUCCAUAAUCAGGACAUCGAAGAGGUGGCAAAUCAGAACAUUGAAACGUGUUUUAUUUUACGGAAGUACAACAACAUAUCGAUGAAAGCGGCGUUUAUUUGACAGCGGAUGAACGGUGCAGGGUCACGACAAGUGUACACGCCUUUUUUUCUUUCCGCAGCAAAUCAAACGUUCCAAAUAUCACACUGCCAAACCUUUUUCAAAGUGCACGUGCUACACCGAUGUCAUGCAAGAGCAAGCAUUUCCUGAAAAAUACAGUACAGUAUGUAACAACAUCAAACUGAGAUUUUAGCCAUAGAUCAAAUACUGUAGUAUGUAAAGAAUGCCUUAAAACACCAGCAGCUUUGUUUUCUCCCUCCUGGCCAUGUUUAUGACUGUGUUUAGUGAGUAUUUAAUCAUUAAUAUCGCUUCUUAAUUAGUGUUCAUUAGAGCUACUCUGGUGAGAAACGUAUAGGGAGUGAAUGUAGAUGACAUGCUAUUCUUCUCUUUGCUGUUGUUCAUUAUGUAAUGCUGUAUGACACCACUUCAAUAAAGACUUGACUUAACUGA
Solea senegalensis (Senegalese sole) is the source of this 3843-nucleotide messenger RNA. RefSeq names its product internexin neuronal intermediate filament protein, alpha b (gene inab). The coding region runs from base 36 to 1499 and encodes 487 amino acids. Lineage: Eukaryota; Metazoa; Chordata; Actinopteri; Pleuronectiformes; Soleidae. The record is from RefSeq and is a predicted model, not a curated record. Gene Ontology annotation, biological process: intermediate filament organization. The transcript has 3 exons. Gene Ontology annotation, molecular function: structural constituent of postsynaptic intermediate filament cytoskeleton. Gene Ontology annotation, cellular component: intermediate filament; postsynaptic intermediate filament cytoskeleton; cytoplasm.